Physeter macrocephalus (sperm whale) is the source of this 641-nucleotide messenger RNA. It is a transcript of the gene LAMTOR5, whose product is annotated as late endosomal/lysosomal adaptor, MAPK and MTOR activator 5. Gene Ontology annotation, cellular component: lysosome; Ragulator complex; cytoplasm. Gene Ontology annotation, molecular function: guanyl-nucleotide exchange factor activity. The transcript is spliced from 4 exons. The record is from RefSeq and is a predicted model, not a curated record. The coding region runs from base 93 to 368 and encodes 91 amino acids. Gene Ontology annotation, biological process: cellular response to amino acid stimulus; positive regulation of TORC1 signaling. NCBI's taxonomy places the organism in Eukaryota, Metazoa, Chordata, Mammalia, Artiodactyla, Physeteridae.
GGCACCGUUCCUGCCCACGGCCCGCUCGCGUCAUGUGAACGACCGAGGGGCACCCGAGACCAGCGGCGAAGAAGGAGGCGACUCGCGGCGGGAUGGAAGCAACUUUAGAGCAGCACUUGGAGGACACAAUGAAGAAUCCAUCCAUUGUUGGAGUCCUGUGCACAGAUUCACAAGGACUCAAUUUGGGCUGCCGCGGAACCCUGUCAGAUGAGCAUGCUGGGGUGAUAUCUGUUUUAGCCCAGCAAGCAGCUAAGCUAACCUCAGACCCCACUGAUAUUCCUGUGGUGUGUCUAGAAUCAGAUAAUGGGAACAUUAUGAUCCAGAAACACGAUGGCAUCACAGUGGCAGUGCACAAAAUGGCCUCUUGACAUCUUGUAUCAGUUCUCCAGCAGCUUGUCAUGGGGACUCAAUCGUACCUUAUGUUAAUUAUCUUAUAGAGCUAUUAGAGUUCCAGUAAUUAGGCCAUUCAUGUAAUGUGCAUUGGGCACUCUUCUAUUAAUUUUAGAGUAAGCUGCUUUUUGACACUCUGUGGAUUGACUUAUCAAAAUACUAGUUAAGGGAAGUAUGUUUUGAAGCAAGUUUAGGUCACUUUGUAUACAGAAUUUUGUUAUGUUUAAUAAAACUGGUUGGAGGAAAGCUUG